AAAAAACAAACAUCAACACGUGCUAUUAUAAACCGAAAAGAAUUAUUGAAAGUUUGAACAAGUAUUUUUGAAUAAAAUUUUUAUAAGUUUAACAAAUAAAAAAUAAAUUACAAUGGAUAUUGUAAAAGAAGUGCUGGAAAGGCAACAAAAAGAAUUGGAAAAAUAUAAACCCAUAACGGUAGACAAACAUUUAGAAUGUCGCAUCGAUGUGGGCAUGAUGUUAAUAACAGAUCCCAAUGAUUUGGAAGAUAAUGAACUAAAAGAAAACCGAGAAAAUUAUAUAUUAAAUUUAACUCGUGACAAUACCCAACUUUUAAUAAACGAAAUCUGGCAGUUGCCCACAGAACGUGUAGAUGAGUGUAUAGUGGCAAAACUGCCUGCACCUACUACAAUAAUGCCACGUUUGCGCAAGGUACCUGGUCCCAAGGUAAUGACCAAAUGGGAGAAAUUCGCUCAGGAGAAGGGUAUUACCAAAAAGAAUAAGGCUAAGAAAGUGUACGAUGAUACUUUGGAUAAAUGGGUGCCCACUUAUGGCUACAAACGUGCAGAUGCCGAAAAACAAAAAGAUUGGAUUUUGGAAGUACCAAAAAAUGUUGAUCCCAUGCAGGAUAUGUUCCAAAAGAAGAUUGAUCUUCGUAACGAAAAAGUAGCCAAGAAUGAAAUACAACGUAUGAAAAAUAUAGUAAGAGCCAGAAAAGAAGAAGUUCCGCGCAGUGGCUACUUAGGUGGAGAGGCUGCCACUUCGGGACAACUGUUAACAGCUGUAACAGUUGCCAAGGCUUCGACAGCUUCUGUAGGUAAAUUCCAAAAUAAACUGCCCAAAGAAAAGGAAGCUCGUGGUAUUGGUGUAAAGGAGUUGAUACCCGGAUCAAAACGCAAGGCUUCCCACAUUUCCAAUCAACCAGAAAAGGAAGUUAAUUUGGAUCUUAUUAAGAGUGUAUUGAACAAAAAACCUAAAAUUGAUAUUGAAAAAGCAAUAUCUCUACAAAAACACGACGACCGCCUAGAACGGGAAGCCAAUGAAGAUGGUGGCAAAAAGAGUAAAAAGAAUAAGAAGGGCGGUGGUAAAGGCAGUCGCAAGGCUGUGGGCAAGAAACCUAAAGGAGGUCGUGGUCAAAGAGCGCCUGGCAAAAAGGUCGCUGUAGGUCGCAAAAGAAGAUAAGUCUCACUCAGCUAUGUAAUUGUGUGAAAUGAAAACAACUUAUGUAGUAACAUGUUUCUUUACAUUAGUUUUAAUGAAUAAAAAUUUAACAUUUUCUAAAAAAAAUAAAA
This is a messenger RNA of Calliphora vicina (urban bluebottle blowfly), 1272 nucleotides long. RefSeq names its product ribosome biogenesis regulatory protein homolog. The record is from RefSeq and is a predicted model, not a curated record. Gene Ontology annotation, molecular function: protein binding. Gene Ontology annotation, biological process: ribosomal large subunit biogenesis; endonucleolytic cleavage in ITS1 to separate SSU-rRNA from 5.8S rRNA and LSU-rRNA from tricistronic rRNA transcript (SSU-rRNA, 5.8S rRNA, LSU-rRNA); ribosome biogenesis. Lineage: Eukaryota; Metazoa; Arthropoda; Insecta; Diptera; Calliphoridae. The transcript is spliced from 4 exons. Bases 113 to 1162 code for a protein of 349 amino acids. Gene Ontology annotation, cellular component: nucleus; preribosome, large subunit precursor; nucleolus.